AUGAUUCGAAGGUUAAUACCACUGUUGUUGCUCGUUCUACCAAUUGCUCUUGCUGAGGAUAUCGAGGCAAAAUGCCGAAGUGCUGAGGGUGCUUCAUCAUGCGGGCAGUGCAUUAAGCAGCAUCCAGAUUGUGGCUGGUGUCGAGAUCCUCACAGCAAACUCUCAUCAAGAUGCCAAUUGAAAUCGAAAUUGACGGCCGAUGUCUGCAAUCAACAAUAUGUCUAUUCACCAGUUACAGAGAUGAAAGUUGAUCAUCGGUCAUUGCCUCUUCAACAAAUCGAUCCACGAACGAACAGCCCAGUGCAAGUGUCCCCACAGCAAGUCGAAGUGAAAAUCAAAGAAGAUGAGACGAUGAAAGUCGAGUUCAAGUUCUUCCACAAGGACUCUGGACCGGCACAAAUCAAGGACUUUCAAAUCAUGACCUCGAACUUCUCGAACACUGGCGUUGAUGUGACUUUUAUCAUCGAUUGUCACGGAAAGAAAGUUGAAGGCAAGAAAUGCGACAAGGUCCCUGAUGGAACGGUGCUUGCGGUGACUGCAGUGGUGAAAUUGACAAAAUGCUCGGACCGAGGCUCAAUCCCGAUCACAGUUGGCGCUUAUGGAGCUCGAUCGAUUGGAGCUCUCUAUGUGUCUCCACUUUGCGGUUGUGAAUGCGAGAGAUUGCAUCAAAUUGAGAAAAACUCGCCUCUUUGCUAUCAACACGGAAAUCUCAUCUGUGGCCAAUGCGAGUGUCAACCUGGACGAGGAGGACACAAUUGUGAUUGUCCAUUAUCUCUCUACGGAGUCUCAACUGAUGCCGAGUUGACAAACAAGUGUCGGGAAAAACCUGGAGCCCCAGUUUGCGGAGGACACGGCCAAUGCAAAUGUGGUCAAUGCGCUUGUGAUAAUCCAGCGACAACCGGCAAAUUCUGUUCUUGUGAUAACACGGAUUGUCCCCGAGGUGGACCCAACAAUCAGACAUGCUUCGGUCAUGGUGUUUGCGAGUGUGGAAAGUGUGAAUGCGAAGACGGAUGGACGAGAGGCGAUUGCUCGUGCACCACACAGAUGAUCACAUGCAUGGAGGGCACUCUGGUUUGCUCUGGACACGGGAAAUGUGAGUGCGGUCGCUGUGUGUGCAAUGAGGGAUUCACUGGGGCCACCUGCAAUGCUGAGGAACCCCAAGACGAAACCUCUUCACCACAAGACGACAAGCCUCUCACCCCAACAACUGCUGCACCAAAAUCAAAGGAAACAUCGGAAAUUGAAGAGAACGAUGACGCCUUCACUCAGCCUCCGCCAAUGCAACCCGAGCAAGAUAUCGAUUCGACCGAGCAACCCGAGGAGAGCUCCGAUCCCCAAUCAGCCCAUCUUCUCACCACUUUCAUCGCUCUCCUUCUCCCAAUUCUUCGAUAUUUG
This is a messenger RNA of Mesorhabditis belari, 1395 nucleotides long. NCBI's taxonomy places the organism in Eukaryota, Metazoa, Nematoda, Chromadorea, Rhabditida, Rhabditidae. The record is from the annotation of a GenBank genome assembly.